UUGCUAAAGUUGUUGAUGUUGUUGGAGCCAUUUUGCCAGGCCGAGAGACAUCAAGAUUGUCAGCGCUCGCGCGAUCUCUAUGGUCCACGGACGCGCAAACCAAAGAAGAGCCCCAGUGAAAAGGCUGCGGCGAGUGCGGCGGCGGCGGCCACGGCAGCUGCGGGGGCAGCCAGUGCCAGUGCUGCGGCCAUCGCCGACGAUAAGCGACCCCGGACGGCGUUCAGCGGACCGCAGCUGGCCAGGUUGAAGCACGAGUUCGCCGAAAAUCGCUACCUGACCGAGCGUCGCCGCCAGCAGCUCAGCGCCGAGCUGGGUCUGAACGAGGCGCAGAUAAAAAUUUGGUUCCAAAACAAACGGGCAAAAAUCAAAAAGUCCUCCGGCCACAAGAACCCUCUCGCGCUGCAGCUGAUGGCCCAGGGUCUGUACAACCACUCGACGGUGCCGCUGACCCGCGAGGAAGAGGAGCUGCAGGAGAUGCAGGCCGCGGCGGCAGCGGCUGCCGAGUCCCGGAUGGGGUCUUCCGAUUGAUCUUUGAGGGUGGCCGCGAAGACGGUUACCUAGGAAGUUGCGUUGGCGUUCUACUACAAUGUGUGACUCUUGAAAACGAAAUGAGAAAAAAUCGAAUGAAAUAUCUGUGAUAUCGUAAAGUUAGUUCAGUUCAACAGUUACGAAUGGUGUAAAUGCAAUUUUUUGUGUUUGUUCAGUGGCAGGUAGAUUUGAAUGUUGUAGACUUUUUCACCCUCCCCCUAACUGUUUCUAAUUUAUGAGCUUUUACCUUGUAUUUGAGCCGAAUUCGGUUAACCAAUCAGAAAACUGCAAAUAGAACAAUAUCCGUUCAUAGAUAAAUCAAUCUGUACAUUAACUAGUGUAAAUACGAAUUACUUUUAAAUUGCGAACAUGCUAUCGAUUAACUAGUAAUAUAUUAAAACAACAAUAAAAAAAAACAUUUUUAAUGAAACCUAUGUUGAAGGUAGAUCAAGUGUAAAUAUUCAAAUUUAUUUAUUCUGUUUGUGGUGCAGCAGCAGCAGCAGGUGAAGAAAACUGAAACCAGAUGCAAAAUUACACGCAAAAAAAAAAUCAACAGAUAAUAAAUCUUGAAAUGGUGUUUUGAAAAUGGAAUGAAUGCGAAAAUAAAGUACACUCUAGCAAUAUCGACAUCAAUUA
Molecule: messenger RNA, 1164 nt
Organism: Culex pipiens pallens (northern house mosquito)
Lineage: Eukaryota; Metazoa; Arthropoda; Insecta; Diptera; Culicidae
Product: homeobox protein E60-like
Exons: 3
Coding region: 16-528 (170 amino acids)
Biological process (GO): multicellular organism development; neuron differentiation; regulation of transcription by RNA polymerase II
Cellular component (GO): nucleus
Molecular function (GO): RNA polymerase II cis-regulatory region sequence-specific DNA binding; DNA-binding transcription factor activity, RNA polymerase II-specific
Source: RefSeq, a predicted model, not a curated record